UGCACUUGUAAUAUGAGCAUAAAUUCUUCGUGCGGUUAAAAUAAAAAUUUCAACUUAAAAGUAGUAAAAUUUCAACGGUUUUGUUACCUAGUUUUCUUUUAUACAUUUUUGAAAAAAAAAAUUAAAUAAAUUCAAAAUAAAAGUGAUGAUAUUAUGUUUGAAAAGUGGAAAUCUAAAUCGAAAAAGUUAAAUCAUAACUUUUUAGUACAAAUUGAAAUUUUUUAGUACCAACUCCACCCUACUGAACAUCAUUUAAACCAUUUAAAAAAGGAUUACAAUGAAAUGUGUUUUAAUUGUUAUAUCAGUGUUUUUAACAACAGUUGGAGGUUCUGAUGGAUUGCUUUUUGAUAAAAGUGCAUUAAAAAAUCUUUUUACAAGUGGAGUUCUUGAUUUAAAUAUAUUGCGAUGUAUUGUUCAUAAUACAAAUGUCUGUCCACAUCCGGAUGUAAAUUUUCGAGUUUAUACACCGAAAGGACCACGACUUGGGGUUGAACUAAGUAUUAAGACACCAUGGAGUCUCUAUAAAGCCGGGUAUAGUAAAAGUCGAGAAUUGGUAUUUGUUAUACAUGGUUUUAAUGGAACUGCUCAAGACAACCACUUAAUUUAUCUGAGAGAUGCUUAUCUGUCACGGGAUUAUAAUGUGAUUACAGUUGAUUGGAAGCCAUUGACACAAUAUCCAUGCUAUUUGACAGCACUUAUAAAUACAAGAUUAGCAGCUCAGUGUGCAGCACAGAUUUACUCUUUCAUAACACAUCAUGGCACACCUCGUGAAAAAAUAACAUGCGUUGGACAUUCUCUUGGUGCUCAUAUUUGUGGAAUGAUAAGCAAUCACCUCACAAAGAAACAAUACAGGAUAAUUGGAUUAGAUCCUGCUCGACCAUUAAUUGAAAGAAAGAAAACCGACAGUUUCCGUUUGACCUUAGACGAUGCAAGUGUUAUCCAAGUAAUUCAUACAAAUGCAGGUUAUUUGGGACAAAGUGAAAAUACAGGACACUUGAAUUAUUGCAUCAAUGGUGGAACAUAUCAACCCUACUGUAAAGGACAUCCAAUAAGAAGAUCUCGAUGCAGUCAUUUUAUGAGCAUUUGUUUUCUGGCAAAUGCAAUGUUUAAGCACAAGAAAUUCAUUGGAGUUCCUUGUCCAAAUGGCUGCGUUAAAAUAUCAGGUCCAGGUCGAUUGCCAGUAUCAACGAGGAAUCCCUUUAAAAUUGAUACACUCUUGCAAGAGUAUAGAAUGGGAAAUGAUGCACCCGAUAAUGCUCGUGGAUGUUUUUGUCUCGACGUGCCCUUUGCCAAACAUUGUCCAUUCACCCAAGCUGAAUAAACAUUCUUUUUUAUUUUGUUUUAAUCUACGAAAGUGUUCAUCUUUUUUUAAAUUUAAAAAUAUUAUUAUAUAUUUGAAAUUUAGUUUUAAUUGCUUUGCAAAAAUCUUUGUAGUAUUCCCUUAUUUAUUUUAUUGAAACUUAAGAUUGUGAUUUGCAAUGUUAGAAAU
Molecule: messenger RNA, 1489 nt
Organism: Eupeodes corollae
Lineage: Eukaryota; Metazoa; Arthropoda; Insecta; Diptera; Syrphidae
Product: phospholipase A1
Exons: 8
Coding region: 278-1321 (347 amino acids)
Molecular function (GO): lipase activity
Source: RefSeq, a predicted model, not a curated record